UAAACGAUAUUUAUUAGCUUCUAGUUGAAUAGUCGCUUGUUUUUCUAUCGUUUUAUUGGAAAACGAUUUGUUGGAGAAUACGAAAGUCGUUUGAAUUAAAAGGAACCGAUUUCGUUGAGAAUGUAGGUUAGAAACGUUCGAGUAUAAAUUAUAAAUAAUGAAAAGAGAAUGCGCGAGAGUCUUCUAGACGUUUGCGAAUUUUGACUUUGAACGACAGAUCUAUCGGUUCAUCGAUAUUAUCGUUUACAUCAGAUAACUCGAAUGAAUCGUGAGCAUCUCUCUCUCUCUCUCUCUCUUUCUCUCGCUCUCGCUCUUUCUCGCUCUCUAUCUGAUCGAGAAAAAGCGAAGAACCGACAGUCCGUAAAGAUACGCGUUACCGUGUAGCACACAUACAGCACUUGAUAUUCUCCUACUAGUUUGAAAGAUCAUUUGUUGCGAUAGAUCAGAGAUAUAAAUGUUUUUAUUUUUCGAUGAAUUUAAAUGAUUCGCGAGAGAAGUAAGGAUCAAUAAAUGCGGGUAUAAUAUCUUGCUUCAUAGGCUCGCCGAGCCUCAAGCGUCCAUUAAAUUCAAUUACGCCAAUCAAACAACGCGUAUAAUUAUAUUUACAAUUAUAUUACGAGCAUGAUGAUCGUGUCACCGAGCCUGAGCUUAAUCGCAGCCGGAGUGGCUUCUGGGCUUUGCUUUAUCCUCUUCAGUACCUUACGGAAAGGGAAAGAAGCAGACUUACGAAGAAAAACGAAAGAGAUCGUAGUUACGGACGAUGGGCGGUGCGCUUGCUGCCUGAAGCCUUUCUUGAUCGGACGCGGUAUAAGUUGCAACGAUUGCGGCGUCAGAUCCUGCAGAAAAGUUUGUUCUCGUUGGGAUUGCGAAGACAACGCCUGGCAUUGUCUCUUCUGCCAACAGCAAAGGUCGUGGGCGAGAAAAAAGGAGAAGUGGUUCGAAACUUUUGGCGGCACGUUCAAAGAGGAGGAAUUACAUCGUUACUUCGAUACGGCUAAAUCUCGAGUCUAUCUCAACGCAGGAUUGGAAAAUGCAGCUACUGGUUCGAGUUUGGACCUGGCCGCGGGUGGUCAAGAGGACUCGAACACGAUGGAAACCGUUAGAGUCUUUAUCGAAAAAAUAAUCGAAGAUCUGAUUGGUAACGUGGACGACGCGUCUAUCGAUCGUCUCUACGAUCAUCCGGAAUAUGACAGGCUUUUGGCAACGUACAGCGUGCAAUUGGCCGAUGCUCUGGCUCGUUUGGCGGUCUCCGUACAUCUCAGUAUAGCGAACAAACCUUCGACGGAUUCGCCAACAAUGGCACACUCGGCUCUUCGCGAGCUCGUCGAACGGGCCGUCGAAGAGGCUAAAAAAUUACCUGGUCUCGCUGGCUCAUCCGUCGAUAAUCCGAGGACGAACGAAGAGUGUAAUAUUUCGGAGCACAGCUACGAAGAUCUUCUCGCCACUGCGAUAUUGAAUAAAGUCAUCGAGAAAUUCCAAAGAGAACAAGUGGAUGGAAAUAGCAACGUCCUGCAUGAAAAGCCUUCGGCUAAAGCGGAAAGCGAAAUCGAAUUAGGUCUCGACGAAGGCGUCGAAGAAGGUAGCAGCAGUUUGGAGCCUUUAUCUCAGGACGAAUGUAGUAGCGAUUGCAGCGGACCACGUUCGAGGCACUCGCGAAAUCGUCAAGAGCCAUUAUCCCUUACGAUAGAGGAACGGAUAGAGGAGGUAACAACCACUUAUACAUCCGACGAAGAUCCUCCGGAAUGUGUAAAGAAUGGACUACGCAUCACAAAUGUUCGUCGUGUGCCAUUUCCGGAGCUUGGUAUGGACAUAAUCGAUCCCUCUCAGGAAUCUUCCGAUGAAAGCCAAGACGAAGAGUAUGUAUCGACGGUUCACGUCAAUCUCGUAUCACCGUUUCAAUCCUGGGAAGAGAAUUGGCUGUUUCAAAAGAAAAGAGUACCGAUUCAAUCGGAUCCUGUUGCCAUGCUCGUACCAAGCUCUAGUGCCGAUUUUAAAGCCUUGAUCGGCGAUAAGGAUGCCGAGGAUACGUCCGAUCUUUCAGAAUGUUCAUCGGCGCAAUCUGACGAAGAAAUCGAAAAGGAACUCAUAGAAGCGAUCAAUAACGUCGUACCACGAUCACCGAAAAUAUCGGAAUCCGAGAUGGUAGAAAGUUCGUUGAAUGAAAAUGAAGUUGCUCUUAAGAAUAUUGAAGAUUUUCAUUCGACGGAGAAGUCUGGCGAAUUUACUGAAACUUUAUUCACGUUGGAUGAUGAAGAUGGAAUUACUAGAGAAUUGUGUAACGGUGACGUUAAAUGCACCGAAAAGAUGAACGGCGAAAAAAAUGCGAUCGAGGAAAUUCGGGAAGAGACGAAACUCGUGAAGAAUUCUUUGAACGAUGGCUUAGAGAAGGAAGAAACGAAUUGUAAAAUAGAAAUGAAUGAUAAAAUGUUUGAGUUAGGGUCGGCGAAAUGCGAAGUCGAAAAUAAGCAAAUGGUAGAUUCGAAGCGUGAAAUACAAAGAACGGAUAUCCGAUUACUUCAGUCUCAAAAGGAUACCUUGCCGGAUGUGCCAAAGACACCGAUUCCGUCCACGUUGGAAAAUAAUUUUGAAAUUGUAACGAACGACGUGACACUUUUAGAUUUCAACGAGAAGGAAAUUUUUAAUUCUUUGGAAUCGACUCGGUAUUAUAAAAUAAUGGAUCAGGAUAUCGAUGGCGAGGAGGAUAAGACGUUGUACUCGUUAGACGUCUAUUCUAAGGAAGAAAUACACUUUGAAGAUGGUGCUCAGCAAGAAAGCGAAUAUACCGAACAUUAUGAUACGGCAACACAGAGACACUUGGACAGUUUAACGAAAGAUGACAUCUACGUGUCACAAAAUGACAUAAUUAACAACGAAGUAAUGGAAAUAAACAAUACCGAGUCAAAUUUAUUGUUCAAAGACGAAACCAGCAAGUGCCGAGAAGCUGUGGCAUUUGCCAAAGAUGAUUCGGUUUCUUAUUUGUCCUUGGAAAAGAUAGCCAAUAAAGAUGUACACAUGGCUACACCUCCACGUCCAGGUACGAUCGCUGAAAGAGAACAUAGAAAGUGGGAAAAUGCACCACCGAUUGAAAAUAAUCCUUACAGCGAACAGAGCAUUCAAAAAAGACUUUUGGAAAGACAAUAUAGCAGAAGGUCGGCGGAUAUUCCAGGAAUUCAUCCCGAAUUGCCGAAGAGCAACGGAACCGAUCUUGUUCUAGUACCGAAUGAACCGGAUAUUAAACGGUUUGGCAGAGAUUACUACAUCAAUAAUGCAAAAUCACCAUCCGGAGAUAAGACACGAAAACCAACAACCGCGUCAGCAACGAGCAGGCCUAGCAGUGCAUUGUCUCAACGUUCGGCUUCGACCGGGACUGAACAAGAACAACAGACUGAGGAGAUCUUGGACAAGGACGUGACAUACGAUUCUAUCAAAUCAAGAAUGGAGAAAUGGCGAAGGAACAAUUCUAAUUCCUCUACGGAAGGUAGCGCGAAAGAUGAAUAUUUGGAGAAGAAGAAGAAGAACGAUGCCUCUUUGAUCAAACGUCAAAAGUCUUGGAACGAUCAAAAAGUGGAGGAUCUUUUGGAGAAUGAACGUAAGAAUAGUAAAAAUGAAAUAAACGCGAGGCUGAACAAUCAGGACAACAAUUGUGGGAUCUUCGAAGCGAAGAAAUCUUAUAUUCAGAGCGAUAAUCAGAAGACGAUACGACGUAUCGAUUUAAAAGCUUACGGAUUUGCAAACGAGUUCGAUUCUAAUAAAGGAAAAAUCGUAAAACCGACGAGACCGCAAAAGGUUGUGAACAAGCUCGAUCUUAAAUCGUUUGGUUACGAUGGUGGGCUGCGUCGUACUCAAUCGCACAAUCAGAUCGAUGGAAUCGACAUAAAGCCGAGAAUCGUUAGGGUGGAAAAAAAGUCGAAUCUAAAUCAUUUCGGGGAUCAUCGUAACUUCGACGAUCGAGAUAUCUACGAAGGGCAAUGUUCUGACGAUCGAGGCCUAACGCAAAGUACAGGAACUCUUAAUGAAAUUUGCGAGCAAAUGGAUCACAAUCUUUUCAGUACGAUGACAUCUGCCAAAUCGGUACCGAAUAUUGCGAAAAGCGAAUAUUAUGAGAAUUCAAAUGAGGAUUCGAAAGACGUCGAGAGCGAGGAAGAAAAUGCUUCAAAUGAUCCAAAGGAUAAAAAAUUGAAAGUCGAUGUUGAAAAUGACAGUGGCUCGUCGAACGUUAGCUCGGAGAUAGACGCGGAAGAAAAGGAUCGUUCUACGGAGAAGUUAUUAUAUGAAAAUCAAGAGGAGGAGGAGGAGGAGGAGGAGGAGGAGGAGGAGGAGGAGGAAGAGGAUUUUUCGGAAGAGAAAAUGAACUUGAAAAAUAUUAUUGAAAACAAACUUCCAAUGCCGUCGGUCAGAAGAUUGGCCGAGGCUUUCAACAAGCCGUCGGUAAUCUCUUCAAUUUCUGUUCCACGAACAACAAAAUCUAAUACCGCGCUCAAUGAGAGAUCUCCAACGCCAGAAGUGCAAAUAAUCGAGACGCCCAGGCAGAUGCACAGCUUAACGGCCAGAUCUCUUUCGAAACAAUUUCGAGAUGGUUUACGUCAAAUUCCAAAUAAAGUAACUUCACCACCGGCUAGUCACGUAACGAUGGAGCAACCGAAUGGUCGCGAAAAUCAAUCGGAAAUCGUACAGACUAAAAAGGAUAAUUCGUUGAAAGACAUAAACGUAAUAGCGCCUGGUAAGUUAAAAUCUAAUAUCAAAUUUUGGGAACAAAUGCAAAGGCGGAGUUAGAAUUAUUAAUGGACUUUUCAAUUGCAUCAAAAGGCAAAAUAUUACCGUCGCCGUGGCGACGAUUUUUAAAUCAUAACAUACACAUAAUGUAUUUGUAAUAAUAUACACAACACUAUUUUAUAUACUUCUAUUAGAAUUGCGUUUCCCGCAGACCAGUCAUAAUUUUAUAUGAGAUAAGUGAAAAUAUGAUGAAGCAUCGUAUUGAAACGAUGAAAAUACAAAAUGAUUGCAUUAGUAGAGAAGUUACCAUCCUUACCACGUGCAAGAAUGUGUUAACGGAAUAUAUUAAACAAUUAAUUGUGAAGUUACAUCGAGUCAGUUCAAUUACUUAUGUGAUUAAAUUUGUGCCAAAUGACAUGAACAUGUCAUUAGCCAAAGAAGAUA
Molecule: messenger RNA, 5157 nt
Organism: Vespa mandarinia (Asian giant hornet)
Lineage: Eukaryota; Metazoa; Arthropoda; Insecta; Hymenoptera; Vespidae
Source: RefSeq, a predicted model, not a curated record